AUGCCACCUUCACGAUUUGGACAUGCGUCGGGACACAGUCAAGGCCAUGAAGGAUCUGUCAGUGUUCAUGCCUGCGGUGUCCUUGCCGGAUUAUGCAUGACCAAGAGACUCAGACUGGCUGGAGAUCGUCCCCAGGACCGACACCGUCCGAUUGUAACAGCAUUAUGCAGCACCGAACACCCCGACGACGAAAAUCUGAACUUGUGUGGGGUGCCUGAAUUGCAGACUCGCGCCGAGUUCAUUCAGAACCAUGUGCACCGUUCGCUACAUUCAGAGAUGUACCACUUGUCCGACCUGGAGCUGAAUAUAGUUGGGAAUCACCCCUUUGCAGACCAGGCCACGCUGAUAGACAGGCUCAAGGGUUCGGAAGCCUCGGGGACCCGUUGCUUCUCCAUGCGUCGUGAGCGGUUUGUUCAGAACAAUAUAUGCGAUGAACUCCGGAAGUUGGUGAGCUCCUUCUCCGAUCAAGAGCUCUUGGAACUGGGCCGGGAGGAUCAGGCUGCCAAGCAGAUGAUUGAUUAUUCGCACAGUGAGCAAAAGCAACAAGACAGCCGCCCGGCCACUGUUGCUCUAGGUCGAUUCAAGACAUCUCGAAUCAAGUACAUUGAGAAGUGCAUUCACAACGACUUGCGGGAUCAGCUGUCAACUCUCAGUGAUGGGGCCCUCUUUGUGCUUGGCUCGCCGAUAAUCGGUCGCCAGAAUCAACCUGAUCGCCUUGCAGCGAUUGCAAGAGCUGAUAGGAUUCUGCCAUGUUCCAGAUCUUCGUGGCUGUCCGUUGUCAGUAAAGAUCCAGAGGUGAGGCAGAAGCUGACAGAGCUGGGGAAGCUCACAGACUUAGAGGUCUUUCACUUGGGUCGGGGCAAGAAGGAAAAAAUUAACAAAUACAGGGAGCGGCUUAAUGCGCAGAAAGCCACGACUGUAAAUGCACCGGCAGGGGAUACAGAUCACGAGAAGCCCGAUCGAGCUGUUCAAGAUGGCUUCAUCUUGGCUGGCAUUAAGGAUGCUCUUCUGGAGGAGGAGGAGGAUGAGGAGGAGGAGGAUGGGCCCGUCGUGAUAGCAGCGCAGGAGGAUGUGGAACAAUGGCUGACAGGCGACUGGGCCAAAUCCCUUCAGGGUAGUGUCGUUGGAGUUGCAGUCUCCGGUCAGCUACUGCGAAAUGGUCACUUCCACUACAUCGCCAUCUGUGCAGAUUCGGAUGUGGAGCCUCUCGUUGUGGACGUCGAAUCGCUGUCGGAGACGUGUCCGACGGAGGCCCUCUUCAGCGAGCUGCUACGCCCACUCAAAGAGGUCCUGCAGAGCCGGAACAUUGUGAAGGUUUGUCACGAUUGCCGUCCGCUCUCUGAUCUGCUCUUUGAGUACGAGGUGCAAUUGGAGGCUUGCUUCGAUACCGUAGAGGCGUGGGAGCGUCUUCAAGCAAAGGAGCAGCGACCCGUGCACCUUGACAAGAUGGCACGCACAUAUGAUCGCGAGCUAGAAUAUGCGCUCCGAGAACGAGCAGAGCUGCAAAAACCCAAAACCCCGAGGGCCUAUGACAUUCUGGUGCCUGAGGCUGGCUCGUCGUCCGAAUCUGAGUCUGCCUUGACACCGGAGCUUCUCGCAGAGGUUGCAGAAGCGCUCGUCAAAAUUUCAGAGGAGAUGUCUGGAUCCCUCGAGAACCAAGCCAGUCAAUUUCGAGAUGCUUGCCAAGCACGUCUGAAGGAGUUUCGGUCCUGGCCGGGACAGCACUUGGGCGCCUAUCCCCCAGGCUGCGAGCUCGAGUUCUGCUUCGUCGACGGGAAACUAUGCAUUAUCGGUCCGUCACCCAGCGAAUGCAAUGCUUUGCCCAACAGAAGUUUGGCAGACGACAUAGCUGACGAGAACACUGUCUCUGAAGAAAGCAGCGGCAACGACAAAGAGUUCGAGAAACUCAUCACUUUGCUGCCUGAAGGUCAGCUGAAGAAGGUGCGCGAGUUCAUCAAUGGCUUGGAUGGGAGCAAUAACGUUGUGGAGAUCGUCCUGGGAGUUGGACGCAACAUCGAGGUUCGCUGGCGUGCGCUCCUCCAAGGAGGCUUACGGAAAGCUGCGAUUGCCGACAGCCUGAUCUCCCGUCAGCAUAUUGACGAGAUCGUCUGUGACCGAAUCGGCGAGGACCGCUUCAACCAGCAAAAUCGGGCAGGCAUCGAUCGCACUCUCCACAGGAUCUCUGUAACUCGAAACGAGAACGGGUAUCCGGUCACCGUUACUAUGAGAGUGGGGAGGUCCUCGCGGAUGCUUGCUUCCGUGAUCGAGGACAUCAUCCAAGACGGAAGCUCAUUCUUGCUCUUGGGCCCGCCAGGGGUUGGCAAGACGACCCUGCUGCGUGCGUGCGCAGGAGACUUGUCGAGCGACCAGGUGGUGGUGAUUGUGGACCCCAGCGGCGAGAUCGCCGGCGCUGGGGACACCUGCCAUCCAGCUGUGGGAGAAGCUUGGAAAGAUGCCGCGCAUUCCGCAGAGAAGGUCGAUCGCAGCGAGGCGCGGCGCCUGUCCAUGGGCCGCGCCCUCGAAAACAUGGGACCCCAAGUCAUCGUCGUGGAUGAGAUCGGCACGUUAGGGGAAGCCAAGGCGGCCCGCACCAUCGGGGAGCGUGGGGUGCAACUUGUUGCAACUGCGCAUGGGAGGACCCUGCAUGAUCUCAUCGCCAAUUCCGAGCUCAGAGAUCUCAUCGGCGGCCUCAGAUCGGCAACCCUUGGCGAUAACAACGAGCGAUACCAGUCAGAGGGAAGGAAGAACAUCACCGAGCGGGGUGGCAAGCCCGUGUUCAAGAGGUUAGUGGAAAUCCGGAGCCCGAAUUGCCUUGUCAUUCAUCACGACUUGGCCUAUGCCGUCGACCAAUUGCUGGAAAAAGGCAAGCUCUUUGUGGAGGAGCGCACUUUGAACACAUCGGGCGAGAUGAUGGUCAAAGUUCGAGCCGAGAGCAUCACGGCCUCGGCGCUGAAGGAUCAUAUCGGUGAGCGAGCAAAAGGAGAGGUUCUAUACCACAAGAAGCUAUCCUUUGCAUCCAAUGGCAAGGUGCUUGACGACAGCGAUGAGGUGCCGCUGGCACCAUCUGUCGUCCAGGUGAAGGGCCCCGGCUCAGUAGUCCAAAUGUUUGGGCUCUUCUGCGACAAAGGUGGCCGCCCCGUGCAGCGCCCCAAGGCCCCUGCGCCGACUCCGGCACCCAGGCCCUCUGCGCAGGAUCGGCCGCUGCCCGCUGCACGCGGCUACCAGGACAUGCGGCACUUCGACUUCGGUGGCCGUGGCUCGCCCUUUGCGCAAAGCCUGCAAAGCGGUUUCCGCCAACAGGCCAACCCAAUGGCCUUCAAUGCGACUUCAGACCGACAAUGGCCCAGUUCUGGCGGCUGGACCGGACGAAAUCCACCUCCCUCGAGCCCGCGCCAAGGUGCAUCCGGCUACGGCAGCCACGAUGAGACGGUGAUGAAGAAUUGGCUGAAUUCUCUGGCCGAGCAUCAGCAGUUCUCCGAGGAGCAAGAUUUCUCCAAGGCGCUUCUCGCAUCACAGGCUACGUUUGAGGCUGACGAAGAGGCACAACUGCGUUGGGCGCUGGAGGAAUCGGCGCGCAUGGCGGAAGAGAUCGACGCCGCGCGGAACGUGGAGCUUCAGAGCGCCGAGGAGAUAAAAAAGUACUACAUGGAGGACUUGCAGGGAGGCUGCAGAGAUCUGCAGAGUAAGGGUGCCAUGCGAAAUCUGGCUGCGUUGGUAUCGGACAAAGAGGCAAAUUCGUUCUUGUCGCUAUGCGUGUCCUUGUGCGGCGGCGGAACCUUGGACGGGAAGAACUUCCGCGUCGCAAGCGCCAGCGGCGGACAUGCGAAGAUGCUACCGACCCUGUCGCCGCCUCGGCAGCUAGAAUGCUUAGCUGCCGUGGAGCCGGUUGACGGGCAGGAGCUGUGCUACGGUGAGCUCUCCCGCGCAGAGAGAGCCUCCUUCGAGAAAUCCGUGGAGCAGAAGAUUUCGCAUUUGAUGCUGAAGGAGCUCGAGCAAGCGAAGCCGCCGCGCUGGCGGCUGAAGGACAAGGCGCUUGGCCGCGUGUCCUUGGUACCCCGGGCCCUGCGGAAGGGGAGGACCAUCCCGCCGCGCAUCCGAGCAGGUGCCGCGGCUUUACGGGGGCCUCCUGUUUUCGUCCAGCUGCGUGAAUUGCAAGAUGCUUUUGUUCAGCAUCCACCCGACGAGUACAGGGAAGAGGUGAUCUUCAGGCCGCCGCCAGCAUCGCCUUGGCAUGCGACUUUCAUCUUGCGCAGCCAGCGCAGCGGUGGGCGUCGGGCAGAAGGGACGGGCGAAGGGGUGAGCCCUCAGGCAGCUCGGGAAGCGGCGGCAGCGGCGCUGCUCCAGCAGCUGCCUCCGCCCUUUCCCAAGCCCAACUUCAAGCCUGCCAGGCAGGUCCCGACCACGGUGCCUCCCAGGCCGGAGGCCGGGCCCUGGUUGGCCGCGGCGAGGCCUCCACCUCGACCAGCUCUUCCAUCUCCAGAAGCGAUGAGUUCAUUGAGCGCUGCGAUUCAGCCACAGCUGCCCUUGCAACUUACCAGGAGAUGGAUUCGCCCUCUUUUGCCAGGGUCGCAGCAGAGCCCAGGGCAGAUGGCUCAGCGAGCUAUCAAGGACGAGGAGGCCGGGAAGCGAACUCCCCCGCCACCUCCGAAGCCGAAGCGCAAGUUCCGGCCCCGCAUCGUGUCCUGA
Messenger RNA from Symbiodinium sp. CCMP2456, 4686 nucleotides. Lineage: Eukaryota; Dinophyceae; Suessiales; Symbiodiniaceae. The record is from the annotation of a GenBank genome assembly.